Molecule: messenger RNA, 1276 nt
Organism: Phytophthora infestans T30-4
Lineage: Eukaryota; Oomycota; Peronosporomycetes; Peronosporales; Peronosporaceae
Exons: 5
Coding region: 1-1236 (411 amino acids)
Source: RefSeq, a predicted model, not a curated record
AUGGAGAACGAAGACUUCCAGCUAUCAAUAAUGGAGCUUCGCAACCGCGUAAAUGCUGUAGACGACACACAGACCAAUGCAGAUUUGGCCGAAGAGGGGUCUAAAGAGAUCACUGCAUUACAGAGUUUGGUGGAGGCAGAGGCAGACGGCCAGGGACAACAAGAAGGAGUGGUCGCUGCGAUUCAAAGAACUGCAACGUCUGCAGCCGCAUUCUAUCAGCAAGUACAAGCGUGGCAGCGUAUCCCGCAGGCAUUUGCUUCCAUGGAAGACGACGAACGCGAACUGGUAGCUUCCUUGUCAUUGCGCCGGUGGUUGAACGCUGAGCUUGGUCGUCCUGGAGUACUUCCUGGAGAUGACCAGCUCGAUGAAGAGCUGGUUGAAUAUGUGGCAGGACUGCUGGACCACCCAGACUUCUGUCAGCCCGAUUUAUUGGUAUUGGAACUUCACGAGUUUCUUGGUAGCAACGUUAACAAAAUCGUGCUCGCCCUUUGGAAAUUUAUGAUUGUCGAGAUCGGACUGCGUAGUGUAUUCAAGCUGGAAACGACGAAGACAGUUAAUAAGAUUCAAGUGGAAUCUUCAGGGACAAGUCGUGCUGCAUCUCCAAGCGCAGAACUAACAAACGCUCAACCCCAAUCGAGUGAUGCAACUGCCGAACGCGACUACAAGCGUCGACGAGCUUCGUACAGAGGGAAGGUUGGCACGAAGAUCGGUCCUGCGGCAUACCGCGAAAUGAUCCAGAAGCACAUGAUCGGACUCAGUCUCGAAAUGGAUCGAGAGCUUGUGCUCGGCGAAAGUAUCGAAUUCUUCAUGUCGCGACAGUGCAAGCUGGGGGGGUCGACUAUGGGCUCACUGAUCUUUGGUGGUGGCGACAACCAGUCGUCCUACCUUGACGAACGAAAGUCGCGUCGCUCAAAUCCUCAACAUCCUGAAGCUCCCGAACACGGCGACAACAACAUCAAAACUCCCGAUGCAGGAGCUGCGGGGCUGUCGUACUACGCCCCACCGACAGCUGCACAAGAGCGCCGCGAUCGCGUUACCGCCGCGCCGGGAGCUGUCUCGUGGGAGACCUUGCAACAAAGCACUGCGUUGGCGGUAGUUCGUCGUAACGACUACUCGGGCAGUAGAUCGGACUACUUCGCGAAUGGAAUGGGUGGCCAGGACAGUGAAAACAACCAGCAGCGACGAACUCGUCGGAUGUUUGAAGCGCCCGGCGGAAGUUCAUUUAAGCUGGGCUAGACAGCUAAACGAAAGAUUAACAAAUGAGCAUUUCAAAUAA